AUGAACAAUAGAUUACUCGAAUUAAAGGAGAUGGGCUCUUCUAAAUCAUCUGGCUAUAAAUAAAUGAAUGAAGAUUUUAGUAGCUCUAUUUUACCAGAAUUUUAAUAGGAAAUAGCAAAAGUAAAAAAAAUUAUCAAAGAAAUCGAAUUUUGUAAUGAAGGAAUUGAGGAAUUAAGACAAAAAUACUCAAAGGCAACAACAGCAGUCUAAGAAAAAGAUAUAAAUAGCAAAAUAAACUAGAUUAUAAAGGAAGCCACAAUGAAAAAUACAUAAUUAAAGCAAGUCUUAGAUAUAAUCGAAAAAUAGGUCAAAGAUUCUGUAGCUUCAAAACCAGAUGAUCCAGAAACAAAUAUAAAAACAACAAAUUUAAACGCUAUUAAGUGUAAGGUAAAGGAAGUUUUGUAAGACUUUUAGGCUACUUAGAUAAGCUACAAGCAAACAGUGAAGGAUAAAAUAAAAAGAGAAGCAUAAUACAUGGAUAGUUCUUUAUCUGAAAGAGAAGUUGAAGAAAUUUGCAAUGACCCUACUUAAGUGAGUUAAAUGAUGUAGAAGCGCUUUAACUAGUCAGCAACUGUUUAAUAGCUAAAUACAUUUAAUGACAUCUAGGAAAAGCAUAAAGAAAUUAUAGAACUAGAAAAGAGUGUAAGAUAAGUAGAUGAAUUGUUUAAAGAUUUAGCAAUGCUUGUGCAUCAUUAAGGACUUAUGAUUGAUGAUAUAGAGUCUAAUGUAAAGACUACUAAAACCAAUACUACCUUAAGUAAUAAGCAUUUGGGAUCUGCAAAAACAUUACAUUAAAAAUCAAAAAAAAAAAUGUGUUGCUUAAUUAUGAUUGGAGUUAUAAUUUUAGUUGCAAUUAUUGUUCCAGUUUCUUUAAAAUGA
Messenger RNA from Tetrahymena thermophila SB210, 879 nucleotides. RefSeq names its product SNARE domain protein. Gene Ontology annotation, cellular component: SNARE complex; endomembrane system; plasma membrane. The transcript has 7 exons. The record is from RefSeq and is a predicted model, not a curated record. Lineage: Eukaryota; Ciliophora; Oligohymenophorea; Hymenostomatida; Tetrahymenidae. Gene Ontology annotation, molecular function: SNAP receptor activity; SNARE binding. Gene Ontology annotation, biological process: intracellular protein transport; vesicle fusion; exocytosis.